This is a messenger RNA of Epinephelus fuscoguttatus (brown-marbled grouper), 2795 nucleotides long. RefSeq names its product cadherin-7-like. Gene Ontology annotation, cellular component: adherens junction; catenin complex; plasma membrane. NCBI's taxonomy places the organism in Eukaryota, Metazoa, Chordata, Actinopteri, Perciformes, Serranidae. Bases 163 to 2607 code for a protein of 814 amino acids. The transcript has 11 exons. Gene Ontology annotation, molecular function: cadherin binding; calcium ion binding. Gene Ontology annotation, biological process: multicellular organism development; calcium-dependent cell-cell adhesion; homophilic cell-cell adhesion. The record is from RefSeq and is a predicted model, not a curated record.
UUGGACAUAUUGGACGUUUCCUUGUUGGACAGUCUGAUGUCUCUCUGUUGGACAGUCUAAGACCUCCUUGUUGGACAAUUUGGACGUCUCUUUGUUGGACAUAUUGGGCGUCUCUUUGUUGGACAGUCUGAAGUCUCCUUGUCGGUGUCCAUCUUCUCAGAGAUGAAGUGUCUCCGGUUUCUGAGCUUGCUCAGUGUGUUCGUCCUGUCACUGCGGGAGGAACUCGGCUGUGAGGGGAUGACCCUGAACUCUGUCCUCCUCCGUCAGGUGUCAGGAGCAGCAGGAGGAAGAGCAGGAGGAGCAGGAGAAGGAGGCAGGGCAGGAACAGCAGGAGGAGGAGCAAGAGAAGGAGAUGGAGCAGGAGGAGGUGUCCGUCUCCAUCAGAGGAGGAGGAGGAGCUGGGUGUGGAACCAGUUCUUCGUCCUGGAGGAGAACACCGGAGACGAGCCGCUGUACGUCGGAAAGCUCCACUCUGACGUGGACAGAGCUGACGGUCGGGUCAGGUACAUCCUGAGCGGUGACGGAGCAAUGUCCGUCUUCACCAUCGAUGAGAGGACAGGAGACAUUCAUGCCAUCAAGAGGCUGGACCGGGAACAGCAGCCGUACUACACCCUGAGAGCACAGGCUCGAGACCACCUCACCAACCUGCCGGUCGAACCUGAGUCCCAGUUCAUCAUCAAAGUCCAGGACAUCAACGACAACGAGCCCAAGUUCCUUGACGGACCUUACACUGCCAUGGUGGCUGAGAGGUCUCCUGUAGGUACAUCAGUGGUGACAGUGGUGGCGACAGACGCUGAUGAUCCCACCUACGGAAACUCUGCCAAACUGGUUUACAGCAUCCUGCAGGGUCAGCCAUACUUCUCUGUGGAGCCAAAGACAGGUGUGGUGCGGACAGCUCUACCUGACAUGGACCGAGAGGUGCGGGACCAUUACCUGCUGAUCGUUCAGGCCAAAGACAUGAUUGGUCAGAUGGGUGGUUUGUCCGGAACUACCUCUGUCACAGUGAGGCUGACUGACGUCAAUGACAACCCCCCUCGCUUUCCCCGCAAGAGUUACCAGUUCAGGGUUCCAGAAUCGACACUGGUUUCAGCCGUAGUCGCUAAGAUCAAAGCCCUGGAUCUGGACAUCGGUCCAAAUGCUGAGAUGGACUACAGAAUCCUGGAUGGAGAUGGACUGGGAACCUUCAGGAUGAUCACUGAUCCGAACACACAGGAGGGACUGAUCACGCUGCAGAAGACUCUGGAUUUUGAAACCAAGUCGAGCUUCACACUGCGAGUCGAGGCAUGCAAUCGUUAUGUGGACACUCGUUUCCUGACCAUGAGUCCAUUCAGCGACGUGGUGACGGUUCGUCUGCUGGUGGAGAACCUGGAUGAGCCUCCAGUCUUCUCCUCCUCCAUCAGUCGGAUGUUGAUCUCUGAGGCAGCUCCAGUGGGAACUGAUGUGGGAUCAGUUUCAGCUCACGAUCCCGAUGCCAAGAGCAGCCCCAUCAGGUACUCGAUAGACUGGAAGUCAGACGUGGAGCAUUACUUUGAUGUUGACAGCAGUUCAGGUGUGAUCACAACGGCCCGACCUCUGGACAGAGAGGUCAUCGCUUUACACAACAUCACCGUCCUCGCCAUGGAGAGCCUGGAUCCGUCUCAGGUGGGGAAAGCUGUGGUUCUGGUCUCUGUGACGGACAUUAACGACAAUGCUCCAAGCUUCGCCGUUGAGUACGAAACCUUCGUCUGUGAGAACAGCCGACCUGGACAGGUCAUCGAGACUCUGAGCGCUGUGGACUGUGAUGAACCAGAGAACGGACAUCACUUCCUGUUUUCUCUUGCCAUAGAGGCCACCAGGAAUCUCAACUUCACCCUGAGAGACAAUAGAGACAACACAGCGUCUGUCCUGACUCAGCUUGGUGUCCUGCAGCGGGAUCAGUUGGUCCACUUGCUGCCAGUGGUGAUCUCAGAUGGCGGGAAUCCACCUCUCAGCAGCACCAGCACGUUGUCCAUCACAGUCUGUCACUGUGACGCCAACGGAAACCGCCGCUCCUGCAGCCAGGGGGCCUCACCGCUGCUGGUGGUCGGUCUCAGCACUGCCGCCAUCGCCGCAGUCCUCACCUGUGUCCUCACACUGCUGGGUGUUGUCAUGGUGAUGGUGGCUGUCAGGAACAGGAUUGGGGAGCCUCUGAUGGCGGAUGUUGAGCGAGACAUUCGUGAGAACAUUGUUUGUUAUGACGAUGAAGGUGGAGGUGAGGAAGACACCGAGGCUUUUGACAUGUUCACUCUGAGACACCUGAACACCAAACCAACCCCCCGAGACCACAACAUCCACCAGGCCCACCCUAUGGACAGGAACAGGCUGUUCCAGGGGUUCAUUAGAGACCGACUGCAGGAAGCAGACCUGGACGUGACAGCGCCACCCUACGAUUCUCUACAGACCUACGCCUUCGAGGGCAGCGGGUCCACCGCCGACUCACUCAGCUCGUUAAACACGUUAAGUUCACUGAACUCGUUAAACUUGUUUGAGUCUGAGCAGAACUACGACUUCCUGAGGGAGUGGGGGCCCAGGUUCAGGAAGCUCGCAGACCUGUACGGACACCACGAGGGGGCGGGGUUUGCCUCAUAGCCUCACACUGCACUUCCUGUUUGUCUUUUUGUGCUGUCUGAACUGGGUCCGGAUCUGGAUCUGGAUCUGGAUCUGGAUCGCAGUCCAGUCUCAGACCAGCAGCUCUGCUCGGGGAGAGAUACCCAACAUGCAUUUCUUUGGACUCUGAGGAUCCUCCCUGAAGUCAGCCAUUUUGUAGUUCUAUCAGA